Messenger RNA from Motacilla alba alba, 1578 nucleotides. It is a transcript of the gene STARD7, whose product is annotated as StAR related lipid transfer domain containing 7. Lineage: Eukaryota; Metazoa; Chordata; Aves; Passeriformes; Motacillidae. The transcript is spliced from 8 exons. The coding region runs from base 9 to 1082 and encodes 357 amino acids. The record is from RefSeq and is a predicted model, not a curated record. Gene Ontology annotation, molecular function: lipid binding.
GGGCCGGCAUGUGGCGGCCGCUGGCCGCGCUCGCCGCCCGCGGGGCCCCCGGAGCCACCGGCGGGGCCUCCCCCGGCCCCGGCCCCCGCCCCGCGCCGCUGCCGCUGCUGCUGCCGCUGCUCGCCCGCCACUGCGGCUGCGGGAGGGCGCGCCGGGCCCGGCAGCGCGGCGGGCCCGGGGACGCGGCCCGAGGCACCGGGAGAGGAACCGGGGGCGGAACCGGGAGCGGAACCGGGAGCGGCGGCUCCGGGCGCGGCCGCUGGGGAGGGCCCCGGGGCCGGUGCGGGCCGGGCGCGCCGCGGGGCUUCCUGAUGGCCGCGCUCGGUACCGGGGCCUUCGUGUGGGACGGGCAGCGCAUCGAGGAGGAGGAGCUGAGGCGGUCGGCGCAGGAGCUGCAGCGCCUGGAGAGCCCCGAGGCGGCCCCGGAGCAGGAGCGCGGCUGGGAGCCGGUGCUGGAGCGGGAGCGCUUCCGCCUCUGGCGCCGCCCCAUCCCGGGAUCCGCGCUCUUCCAGUACCGAGUUUUCGGCUCCUACACCGACGUCACUCCCAGGCAGUUCUUCAACGUCCAGCUGGACACGGAGUACCGCAAGCAGUGGGACUCGCUGGUGCUGAAGCUCGAGGUGGUGGAGCGCGACCCGGCCACGGGCUCCGAGGUGAUCCACUGGGUCACGCAGUUCCCGUACCCGAUGUAUUCCCGGGAUUACGUUUACGUCCGGCGCUACAGCGUCGACAGCGACCGCAACCUGAUGGUGCUCGUCUCCCGGGCCGUGGAGCAUCCCGGGAUUCCCGAGGACCCCGAGCACGUCCGGGUGCGCAGCUACGAGUCGCGCAUGGUGAUCCGGCCCCACCGCGGCUUCGACGAGAACGGCUUCGAUUACCUGCUGACCUACAGCGACAACCCCCAGACGGUGUUCCCGCGCUACUGCCUCAGCUGGAUGGUGUCCAGCGGGAUGCCGGAGUUCCUGGAGAAGCUGCACUCGGCGGCGCUGAAGGCCAAGAAGAUGGAGCUGGAGCUGCGCGAUUACCUGAGCCCCGGCAAGGGCCCCGAGCCCCGCGGCGCCGCGCGCCUCGAGUACGCCUGAGCGGAGAACGGCCGGAAAACCACAGGAAAACGGCGGGAAAACGGCAGGAAAACGACGGGGAAACAGCGGGAAAACAACAGGAAAACGACGGGGAAACAGCGGGAAAACAACAGGGAAACAACGGGAAAACAACCGGAAAAUGGCGGGAAAACAACAGGAAAAUGGCGGGAAAACGACCAGAAAAUGGCGGAAAUUGGCGGGAAAACGACGGGAAAAUGGCGGGAAAAUUCCUGGAAUUGGCGGGAAAAGCCCCAGGGAAAGUCUGGGAAAGGAGGGGAAAUACCAGCAAUAAACUGGGAAAAAACUUUGGGGGUUGUCCCAGGAGCACUGGAAAUAAACUGGGAAAAAAAACCCGGGAAUUGUCCUGAAAAUACCGGGAAUGAGUUCGGGAAUCGUUCCAAAAAGCGCUGGAAAUGAAAUGGGAAAAAUAAAUGGGAAUUGUUGGAAGAAAACCAGGAAUAAAGGUGGGAAUUGGCCCGGAAACAAUGGGAAUAAA